GAGCAUCAGAGGUGUCACAUCUACAGUGUCAGUGUAAUAGUCCACAAAAUGCAGUGUCUGCUUUUGACUGGCAUUUGUUUAAGUAACCAUGGAACUCUCGCAUGAUACACUCCUUACAGGCAACACUUCUCUUCAACAACACGGUACAUUUAUCGUCACAUCGCCAGAAAAGAAACACAUACACACACUAUAUUACACACCCCAACCCCAGACUCACCUACACUUCCUGUGCAUGCUGUGUCCCUCUGCUGUCAGGCCUCACACACUGAAAAACACUCACCCAGCCACCAAACACCACCCCUCUGCACUGCACCUCACCUCCUCCCUCCUCUCUGCUGUGCAUUUCUCGGUUGUUCCAGUGUCAGCUAACGACGCUCAAACAGUCAUGCUUCCCUGCUCCAGUCCCGUUCCACAAACUUAUAAUCUUACGGCUAACAAUGACACCAGUAUUUACAGUAGAGCCAUGUUUCUGAACAGUGCUACACUGACACGCGCUAUGACUGUACGCCUGGUGCUGGAGCUUAGCCUCCCCUAAGGCUGAUGUAGUAACAAGUAUUGAUCUAGCUUUUUAGAUAUUUUCAUUUCAAUUUAAAAAUUCAAAACCACCACUUGAGGCAUUUUAAGUCGAUAGAAAAUGAUCAGAAGUAAGAUAUUUAUUUUCUACCCUUUGUUUGAAAGUUUUUGAACAUUUUUUGGGGAGAGAAUCGGUUUCAUAAGUAUUCACUUAUCAGUAUUGUAUGUCAAACUGCAGUGUGUUAAUAAUUCAGCGGUUUUGAGUCUUACCUACUGCGCGCACUACCCCUGGUUACCAGAAAACAGAGUUGCCCCAGUAACUAUCUGCAGGCUUGACGACACACAUGUAAAAUACACAGAUCAUAGUACACAAGACACUAAGUGAUUAUCAUUCAAGUCACUUGGAUGAUUAAUGUAUUUGAGUUUUGACAGGCAUAUAUGAGACUUUACUGCGGAGCUAAUCAGUGUGACAAACAGCAGAGUAAGGUUGUCUUUAUCUGCCUUUCUGUGUACAGUAUGUGUAAUCGUGCUGACUGUAUUUAACCAGAUACUAAUCAGUUGUGAGAAACUCUGAACUCUUUAUCUCUUUGGUCUUUGCUUUUCAGGAAGGAGAGGCGGCCUGCUGGGUGUCCUGAUGUGGACCGGCUGAACAGAGGAGAAAACAACAACAAAAACAGCUGUCCUUCCCUGUGAGGAUCAAACUAUGGUCGGACAAUGAUCGUGGACUCCCCGGGGACUUGGGAAAGGGUCACUGGUGGUGCUCUGUGUGUGCAGAGGUUCUUGGAGGAGUGUUGCAUAUCCUCCACAACAAUCCGUGUCAUCUGGAGAUAUGUGUUGACUCCUGGCCUACAUUCACUACUGCCAUUUGUUACCGUCAAAAACAGCAUUUCAGCAGCAGCAAGAGCAGCAGCAUCUCCGGGAUGAUUCCUGACAUCUGCACCGUCUUCACCAAGAUCCCAGAAACUCUACGAAGUCUGCUGCUUAAUGAGAGAGUCGUAAACUGGAGGAGCGGACUCAUAUUCAGAGGUAUUCCUAACUCACACUGCCAUCUCAUCAAAGAGCUCGCCUCUCUCGGUGGGCUUGAUAUCACAGAAUAUGGGGGUUAUAACACCUUCAUCUACAGCAGCCUGCAGAAUAGGCACAGGCAAGAGAAGGUGUUGCUGCUGCCAAUUUCCACUCUGGACGAAUCCCACGCGGAGCUCGUUGACACACACUUGCCUUACGGAGGCAGCCAGGAGAGCCUCAACCACGUGAGAGCCUGUAUCCGCCAUCUGCCAAACCACUGUGUGACGGAUGAGACGGGCCGGCCUGUGUCCUGGAUGCUGUCUGAUGAGCUGUGUGAGCUGAGGAUGGCUUACACCCUACCAGAGUACAGACGGGCCGGUCACCUCCUGGCUCUGUCUCAGGCUCUGAUCCGCAGGAUGGGCUCUGCGGGUUUACCCGUCUACUGCCACGUCAACCAACAGAACCAGGCCACCAUUAACGCUGUGACCUCACUCGGCUUCUCUACGUGUCCCAGUAUGGAGGAGAUCUCAGUGCUGCUAAUAUUACUCAGGGGAUGCAGCGCUUUAGAGAGUUUAGUCCAUUUCUGACAGCGAACUGCAAGUAGAACAAACUCAAAAAUAACAUUUUCUGUGGCUUAAGGGUGGAUGUGAUGAAUACGCCAGCCGUGCUCCUUUUUACUCUGUAAAAAUGUCCUUCAUUGUGAAAUAAUGCUGUUCGGACAAUACAAGACUUCAGUUUGACUCUGCGGAGCGUGCCGAGGUAAAGACCCCCUUCAUCUGCAGAUCACCCAAAGAGGCUCUCGUCCACCUGGGACCCCUCCCCGGAGGUGAGCUGAUCCACUGCUGAUUGCCUCUCUGUGUUUUAGCAGCAAUGCACCAUUCAAGUCUGCAGGCAGGCAACUUGACAAAUGAGCAGCGAUCUGAGCAGAGGGGAUGCUCGUACUGCACCACACACUCCUGUCCCAUCCACAUCCCCCCCGUCCCGCAGUGGUGCACCUCUUUUAACUGACACCCUUUCCUCGCUUUAAAGUGCUCUUCUCAAAGUCACACAAGUAGAGUACACGCUAAGUACAUGCUUACUAAUGUGUGUGCAUCCAAAGACGUGGCUAGAAGAGUGAGUUAAUAUGAGCCUGUAUAUUUCUAGUGCUGCUUCUUUAUAGAAAUGUUGAUCUGUGUUUUAAUCAAGUUGCACAAAUUACCAUAUCCUUUUAAUACUUCAUAUAAUUAGUGAGUGUUUCAUGUUUGGUUUGGAAUAUUAUUAAUCAUCUUAAAGUAAACUUGUAAAUAGAGCUAAAACAAGUCAAGUCAGGUUUAUUCAUACAGCAUAUUAAAAAACAACAAAUGUUGACCAAAGUGCUUUACAACGAGAUUAAAUUAAGCAGAAAACUGUCAUAAAUAAGACAAUAUGAGUAAAUAAAUAAAAGAGUAAAAUAUCUUGAUUAAAUUGUAAUGCAAACAGAAUUGGACAAAAACAAAAUGCAAUACAAGCAAAUGAAAACAAUUUAAUUGGCAACCAUUUUGAUAAUCAUUCAUUUAAAUCACCUUUAAAGCAAAAAAGCAAAGCAUUUGCUUGUUCCAGCUUCUCCAACGUGAGGAUUUGCUGCUUUUCUCUGAUUUUAUAUCACCGUAAAUUGAAUAUAUUUUUCAAUUGGACUGUUAGUUUGACAAAAAUUUAACAUCUGAAUUUGUCACCUUUGGUUCUGUAAAACUGUGACAGGCAUUUUUAAUUAUUUUAUUAAAUUGUAUAGACUAAAUCAGUGAUUCCCAACCAUUUUCCUUAAGGGACCCUUUCCUUUUAUUGAGUAACUUAUGACCUCUGACUAAGUGACAUAUUUUGUGGAUAUUUCAUAUCAUAUUUAAUGCAUAACGACAACAGCACAGAACAACUGAUAAACUGUACAAUAAGCCCAGAUGGUGAAAACAAUUACUGCAGAAAGUUUGUGAAUUAAUUUUGAGCAGAUUAUUUUCCUGUGAUUAUUACAUUGGAGAAGAGUUUUCCUGAUAUUGUUAGGAACGUCUUUAUACGGUUAUGUUUUUUUGUUUGUUUUUAAAAAAAAUCAUACAUACUUAUAGGCUUCUUUUUUUCACAUAUUCAUUUUUCUUUUUUUCUCCCUGACUCUCGGCCAUUGUUCUAUCAGCUCUUUGUUUGUUAUAGCUGAAUAGUUUUCUAAAGCAAGACGAGCCUGUUAAGCACAGAGUGAAGGUUCUGUGAAUAUAGCUUGUGUUCAGGUCUUCACUAUGUCCUUACCCUGAGAGACUCUGUAAUAAGUUCAUAUCUUUAAUAAUAAUCUAACUUUUAAGAAUGAAAUGAAGUAAAUGCUGAGACAUAAGACUUAUCUAUCUAUCUAUCUAUCUAUCUAUCUAUCUAUAAAUUUUUUCUUACACCAGCUGUCAAACCUUAGCGACCCCUAGAGAGGUCGGGACCCCCAGGUUGGGAACCAGUGGACUAAAAUGAUUAAGCAGUUAAUUGAGAAAAUAGUUUAAUUAUAGAGCUUAAUCGAUACAGCAAAUGAUGGUUAGCUGCAGCACCAGGUGUAAAUUCAGUGCACUAGACUGAAGAUUAACAUUUUGUGUAAAGGUUAAAAAAUAAAUACAGGUCAGUAUCGUAGGAGUGAAUGAUUUUCUACACUCCUUUGUCCGUGUGCUCUACUCUAACUGAGGAUUAUUUUUAUAACUGAUUUCUGCUUUACCAAGCUGGACUGCACAGGUCUUAUAUUGCAAGCCGUCUACUGAAAUAUGAGAUGUCUCCUCACCUACAGCUUGAAUCUAUUUGAGUGCCCAACCUCCAAUACAGUCAAAGAGGUGUAGGACGAUAAAAAAAAAAAAAACAGCAUCAGGAGGGGUUUAUGCAGGCUGCAUCAGUUGCAGAUCUUUACUCAUCCCAAUGCAGAUUCGUGAGUCAGCUAAGAGGCAGAAAAAAAACUGAGAACAUGAAGUACCUGACGGCUGAACUAGUUCUGUGGCUUCAUCAGUAUGUUGCCUGCAACUGCAACCAUCACUUGAGGACAGCAUCCACCCACUGGUCCUCCUCAGAAACUGCAUCUCAGAUCAAGUGAGGAGCCGAGUGUCUGACGCAGCAUGCGAUCAUUCACCUUGGCUGCAAGUGCUGCUCGGACUUGCCUUGGUGCUGCUGUCCACACAUAACCCCCACCGACACCCUCCACCUCCUACCCCCCCAUAGAGGCAGUGCACUCUGCCAGCCGUGGAGUGGGACGUACUAUCGAUCCUGCUGAAAUGAUGGUUUCUAAAAGGGAGGCAGUAAGCAUGUCUGCGCUCCCCUCCUCCACUGUGGAGGGGCCCUGAGAUAUCACCAAGCUCAGCACAUUGCACCAUCACCGCAUGGGAAAAUGGGAUUUUCACUGGGAGACGAGCUGAUGGGAAGGUAAUUUAAGCCGCCGAGCUAUGUUCCCCACCAAGGAUGUAAAACGAGCCAUAUUACCUUCAGACGCCUCGCACAGUGGACAAAUAAGGUCAUUUUAAAUGUCCUAUUAAUUCCAGUCCUUGUCACGGAGAAAUCAGAUGCCAAACGGGGGGGAAAAUCUGCAUGAGUGCUGAAGUUAAGAAGGAAGUGAGGAGAGGGAGGAUGUUCAUUCAGUAGGCACCCAUUCAUCUUUGCAGCUUUUAACACUUGUUCAGGAUGAGCACGUGUGCCGUCAUGCGCCUCAUGUAUUGUAUCACUCUGUAAGCACUGUUAUUCUGAAUGAGUGAUAAAUGAAUGAAGUGCAGCUUUAUGCAGACAGUUAAUAACCUAGUGUGAGGCUCUGAACCUCAGGCAGGAGGUGUCUGAUCCAGAGGAGCCACUAGAUGGCAACAUUGUCCUAACAUUUACCAACACUCAGGUGAAAUUUGGUGCAUGUGUAUGCAGUGACUCACACAGGGCUGCAGAUUUAGAGGAAAUUCUGAGCAGCCUUUUAUAGUUGUGAGUGCCUGCUACACAAAAUAACACUAAAUAGGAGCUGACAAUUAUUCGUUACAGGGAAAAAAUGACUGUGCUUGUUUCCAUUUCCUUUUAUGAAUGAACUGUAUUGCUGUAAAGGAGCUCCUGUUACUGAUGACAUUUGCUUGGAAGAUGAGGAGUGACUGCAUCAGUCGUCCUGCUCAUGAAGGUCACGCGUGCAGGCUGCAUCAUCCUUGUCAGUCCAAAUCUCCUGUCAGUCACCAUACUCGACAUUCCCCUGGGGUCACUGUGUCAGUCAGCGGAGUGUGAUUUUGACUUGCUGAGCAGCAGUGACUGACGUUUAGGAUCUCCACUCGUCUUAACGUCAUUUUCUGCUUUUUUGAAACCGUGUCAGCGAGGGACUGCACGGCCUGAAGGUCAAGUGUAACAGCAAAGUGUCCCAUUGUGUCAGUGUGUGAGCAAUCAUGGUUCACUGGUGCUGUCGAUAAUGUCAUGCCCCAGCUGAAGCUGGUCAUGUAGGGUGUGUGUGUUUGUCAGGAAACCAGACAUAUCUAUGAGCUCAUGUUUUGUUUGUGUGCGUCUGAUCCCUCUCUAGUGUUGUGUCAUUUGUGAAUGUGUCUUUCAAAAGAGUGAAUCUUUUGAGCAAAGGAGCUGAACUUCCAGAGAGUCCGCCAUGUUGUUCUACCGUAGCCCAGAACAAACAAACCUAACCCUGGCCAUUGUAGGUCACUAAAUCCUACACACUAGACCUCACAGAAUAACCACAAAACAAAUUCAUGCUACAGAAAUGAAAACCUGAUACAACAAGAAUCUUAAAGUGCGAUCUGAGAGAGCAACAACCCACCAUGGAGGUUUGUCUCAGUGUGUCUCAGUCUCUGUGUCUUCACGGCUCAGUGUGGGUUCGUCCUUGUGUAUGACUUGUUCAUCGGCUCAGUGUCUGUGCUUUGUGCUACUGGGUUAGCUCAGUGAACAACAAUCUCUCAAUGAGUGGCAGCUCUCGCUUGUUCUUCACCUCAGUGCAUGUGUGCCCAUGAACGACUAGUUCUUCAGCUGAAGUGGAGUCUGAACGAGAGUCUGGAGCAGCGUCUCUUAGGAGUUUACCUGGCUCUUAAGCACGACUGCACACGCACUAUACACAAGCAGGAUUUUAGA
Messenger RNA from Epinephelus moara (kelp grouper), 6567 nucleotides. RefSeq names its product glycine N-acyltransferase-like protein 2. NCBI's taxonomy places the organism in Eukaryota, Metazoa, Chordata, Actinopteri, Perciformes, Serranidae. Gene Ontology annotation, cellular component: mitochondrion. The record is from RefSeq and is a predicted model, not a curated record. Bases 1434 to 2105 code for a protein of 223 amino acids. The transcript is spliced from 6 exons. Gene Ontology annotation, molecular function: glycine N-acyltransferase activity.